AUGAGCUCCAGCGGUGGUCUUUCCCGGAGACGGGUCCCCAACUCUUCCUCCUCUCCCGUCGACGACGACGAUCAUGAUGCCUGGGGCCUUAACGGCACAUCUUCCAACGGAAACGGUACUCCCGUACCGCAGCAGGGGUCCGUCUCCAACCUCUCGCAUGGAGGUUCGGCUUUCCAGGGAGGCAGCAAGAUCGCGUACGACCCUCGGGAUUUGGAGCGCAGCGACGAGGACGCCCGCCAAGGCGGCAAGGCUCCUCGAUUAACUAUCAUGGAAGAGGUACUCCUACUCGGACUGAAGGACAAGCAGGGCUACCUAUCCUUCUGGAACGACAACAUCUCGUACGCCCUGCGGGGGUGCAUCCUCAUCGAACUCGCCCUCCGACGACGAAUCGCCCUCGUACGAGACCCAAAUCGGCGGCAACUGCCCCCAGCUGAACGCGUACUGGAGGUGAUCGACGACCGGCAGACGGGCGAGACACUCCUCGACGAGACGCUGCGAAUGAUGAAGGCGCAGGAGGGCGAGCGGAUGGCGGUGAAUACCUGGAUAGACCUCUUGAGCGGCGAGACUUGGAACGUGAUGAAGAUCGGUUUCCAGCUGAAGCAGGUCCGGGAGCGGCUCGCCAAGGGGCUCGUCGACAAGGGCGUGCUGCGCACCGAGAAGCGCAACUUUCUCCUCUUCGACAUGGCGACACAUCCUGUCGCCGACGUGCGCACGAAGGAGGCCAUCGUCUCGCGGGUGGUUGCGUUAUUGACCGCGACGACGUCCGCCGUGCCUGCAGUGGCGCUGGGGAAGGAGGGCACGCAGUGUCGCGCCGCGCGCGGUGUCUGUCUCGUGUGCGCUGCGUAUGCGGCGAGCGUGCUCGACAACGCGUUCGGGCGGCUGACGUACGAGGAGCGCGAGGGCGCGUUUCAGCGCUGCGACGAUAUCCUCGCCGACUUCUCGUGCUGGCCUUUUGGGGGCGCGAGCACUGCCAACGGAAAGGCCGGCGGGUCCACGCGCAAGCGUGAUGCUGCGCGGAUUGGCAUGGGCAGUUCGGCGAUGGGUGGGCGCGAGGCGGUACAGGGGCUAGUUAACGAGGUGAAAAAGGAGAUGGUCGGUGGCGAGGAGGACCUGUCGUUCGAGCUCGUCGCCGGCGUGCUGGAGGUGCUGUCCAAACUGGAUUCUUUGCUGUGA
This is a messenger RNA of Sparassis crispa, 1173 nucleotides long. Its product is annotated as Vacuolar protein sorting-associated protein. Gene Ontology annotation, cellular component: Golgi cisterna; cytosol; trans-Golgi network. Gene Ontology annotation, biological process: Golgi vesicle budding; retrograde vesicle-mediated transport, Golgi to endoplasmic reticulum; Golgi organization. The coding region runs from base 1 to 1173 and encodes 390 amino acids. The transcript has 3 exons. Lineage: Eukaryota; Fungi; Basidiomycota; Agaricomycetes; Polyporales; Sparassidaceae. The record is from RefSeq and is a predicted model, not a curated record. Gene Ontology annotation, molecular function: phosphatidylinositol-4-phosphate binding.